Molecule: messenger RNA, 504 nt
Organism: Trichoderma harzianum CBS 226.95
Lineage: Eukaryota; Fungi; Ascomycota; Sordariomycetes; Hypocreales; Hypocreaceae
Exons: 2
Coding region: 1-504 (167 amino acids)
Source: RefSeq, a predicted model, not a curated record
AUGCAAUUUGCCAUGCGGGGAGGGAGAGUCGCAGUCGGUCAUCUCUCUCUCCAUCUCUGCAGCGAUCAUCAUACUCGUAGCACCGCUGCUCCGUGUUGCUCACCGCAUUCCUCAUUGCCUGAUGCCGGCACGGAGCCUGUUAUCCGGCGGCUCGCAUCAGCCGUGGCCCGUGAUGCUGUGCCGGAUCCCAAGGGGGAGAAACUUGCUUGGCCGCUGCUCUCUGCAUCUCUGUGUCGAUUUCUCCACCGUGUACAAGUAUGCACCAGCGCUUGCAAGGAAACAAGCAUUGACGGCACGGCCAAGGCGCUUGGCACAAAAUUCCCGUCGACGUUUGGUGCAGCGUUUGCGUCGUUACGGAUAAAGAGAGGCUUCGUCAGAGUGCUGAAACGGCCGGGCCUACGCAAAGAGGCCGCUAGCACAGGCACCACCAGCGUGUUAGCACCGGUGCUAGCGCACGAUCGUCGCCAGAAAAAGAACCAGGGGUCCGUCCAAGCCUCCCAAUAG